CAAAAAUCCAAGCUUAAUGAAUCUUCAACCUCUUUAGGACUCAUCAAUGCCAUCACUCCCGCCCUGCCCUCAUCCUCAUUCUUGCCGUUAAUAUCUCCUGCGCGCUUCUCUUCCUCAUCUGCUAUUUCCGGCCACCUUCUUCCUCGGACCAUCGCACAAAGUUCAUCAAAGGGGGUCCCGACGGGGAAGCCGUCAAUAAUUGUGAAUCUUCCAUUCGAGGUUCUUCUUUCUGCAAUUGUUUCUCGGUAUCUUUGGCUGCCGUGAUCGAACAAGACAAACAUGUUUUAUUCGCAUACGUUUCUGGCACGAAAGGGGCCACUGGCCACAGUGUGGAUUGCUGCGCAUUUGCAACACAGGCUCAGGAAGUCUCAUUACACUUCAACUGAUAUACCCUCCACCGUCAAACGUAUUAUGGAACCUGAAGUUCCCAUUGCCUUGAGAAUGUCAGGCCACCUUCUUUUAGGUGUUGUUCGGAUAUAUUCAAAGAAAGUUGAUUAUCUUUUCCAAGACUGCAAUGCUGUUUUGACUGGUCUCACCAAGGCAUUUGCUUCUAUUCAACUUACUCUGCCAGAGGAUGCAAGGAAGGCACCAUUUCAUUCUAUCACACUGCCAGAGACAUUUGACCUUGAUGCCCUCAUCUUGGAUGGUGGAGUAGAUGACGGGGUUGAGGAUAUCCACUUGAGGAGUCAAGAAGAGAUCACUCUAAUAGAUCAAAUUCCUACUAGCACGGAUUACUAUGUAGCGAUCACUUUUGAUGAGGAUAUAAUGAUGGACUCUUCACACACACAGGUGUUGCCAGAUUCAGGGGCCAGACCAAUGGAGGAAGUUGUCCCACAAGCUCCAUCAACAAUUGUUGGUAAUGUUCAAGUUUAUGAUGACCCAGGAAGCCAAAGAGAAUCACCUGCUGCUCAACAUACCGAUGACCUCCACCCUCAUAACAUUCAAGAUCCUGAAUUUACUAGAGAUUUGAGUUCUCAAGAUGCUGGUCCAAGAAAUCAGACGGAUAUGCUCAAUUUGAGUCCCGGGGACAACAGUCCACAAGUUCUACCAGAAAAAGAAGUUCUUCGUGAUGCCAAUAAUGAUUUAAAUCAAGAAAAUCCUCCUCCAUUGGUUCCAGAUCCUGGGGAUAAUGCUGGACCAAGUAGGAUUUUCGACCAAACUAUGAAUGACAAGGACUAUAUUCCUCCAGUGAUUGAAGAUGUGGAUGUUGGAGAGCUAUCUGUACCAUCUCAGCGACAUUCUGUUUUGCCAACUCCAGAUAUUUCUCAAGGGGCCCCUGAGGCACAAGUUUCUCCUGGCCAUCAAUUUCCCAACUUGGUGCUUCAACCAAGUCCACCAGUCCAGCAGCCCCAGAAGAGAGGAAGAAAGAGAAAACAAUUCUUUGAUACAUCAACAGUUUUGACUAAUAAAUUUAUGAAGAAGGCUCUUGAUAGUACGGAUGAUUUACUUCGGAAGAGACGAUUUAGGCCUUCCUCCUCUUUGGAUACAUGGAAAAUGAACAAUAAUCAAAGAAAGGAACAAAUUUUUUUUCACCCCUUGGCAACAGGGCUAUGCAAGGAUCUCUCAGAAAUUUCUCAAAGGGAUUAUAUAUGUGCAAAAUCCCAUCUGGUUGUCUCUGAGGAAGAUCAUACGGAUGAUGAGAUUGCUAGAACUCUUUCAACUAGCCAUACUGCCAAAGAGCCUAGAGCUGCUACACUACUUGCUACAGCAUGUGCUCAAGAUAUGGAAAUUGAACGCCUUCGUAGUAUUGCUGCUUCUCCGCCUCCUGCUAUACCUUCUCAUGAUGUGGAAACUGAAAUCAUUAAUAUUGAGGGUGAUCAUAGUAGUCCUCUCAGUCGGAAUGACAUGACUCCUGUCUCACCUCAAAAGUUAAGGUCUGUAUCAGUUUCCCCAUCGAAGACAAUUGAUGUGGCUGGGACAGUUCAAACGCCUGAUUUAGCCUCAUCCCCUAGGGAUCAUGGAUCCCAGAUGGAAAGUCCUAGGACUUUUCUAGAUGAAGGAACAUUUCAGAACUUUGUUCUCUCAGAUACUCAUCAUUCAAUAAUUUCUGCCGAAGAAGAGCUUAAUUUUCUGGAAGCAGACAAUACGCCAGCCAGUUCACAAGGUAACGAAGGUGUAAACUCACUGUCUGUGAGGACUAGGGCGGUAGCUCGUUAUUUGAGAAAUCUUUCUCCAAUUAGCCCAAUUGUAGAGGACCCUGCUGAAGAUCUCAGUUUGAACAAGAUCUUAGAAGGAAAGACAAGAAAGAUCGCUGCUCGAAUGUUCUUUGAAACAUUGGUUUUAAAGAGUUAUGACCUUGUUGACGUACAGCAAGAAGAACCCUACGGUGAUGUUAGCUUGAAGUUGACCGCUGCACUUUCAAAGGCUGAAAUUUGAAGUCACCAUUAAGUUAUUUGUAUUUUUCUUGGGCCCUGAUGUAUAUAUGGUUGGGUUCUAAUACAAGGAAAGGAAAUGCGUUGGGAUUAGUUUGACAGUCAUCGGAAGGCAAAUUUUUUAGCAUACAUUGAGGAUGGUUUCAUUCAUCCUCUGUUUUGCCUGGUUUAAAUUAAUGUUAUGUGUAUCUAUUUAGGUGGCCAAAAGAAAGAGUGAGUUGUGUAUAACUUGUUAUGUUGUAGUUUUUGAGCUAUUGGAAGUAAAGGCAAAAGGGAAAUCUGAAAGCUGAAUUUGCUGUUUCACUUUAUUGCCUCUGACAAUUUUAAGGAAGAAAAAUUGAAAUGUCGGAGUUCAAAAGAGGGGAGAAUGACAAUUAGCGACCU
This is a messenger RNA of Prosopis cineraria, 2756 nucleotides long. Its product is annotated as sister chromatid cohesion 1 protein 3-like. The transcript has 15 exons. The coding region runs from base 280 to 2376 and encodes 698 amino acids. Gene Ontology annotation, molecular function: protein binding; chromatin binding. The record is from RefSeq and is a predicted model, not a curated record. NCBI's taxonomy places the organism in Eukaryota, Viridiplantae, Streptophyta, Magnoliopsida, Fabales, Fabaceae. Gene Ontology annotation, biological process: synaptonemal complex assembly; mitotic sister chromatid cohesion; replication-born double-strand break repair via sister chromatid exchange. Gene Ontology annotation, cellular component: synaptonemal complex; cohesin complex.